AAACACUCUUUGGAUUGUAGAUUUUGUUAAGUGUUUGUUGUUCAUUAAUAACCUAUGAUACGACAUUUGUGAAUUUUAAAAUGAACUGCAGAGUUUGUGGCAUGGAUCUGACUGUAACCGAUGAUAAAUGUACUGUAUCCGCUGAUGGAAAGAGUAAAGGUCGCAUGAGCAUCAAAUGUCAUCGGGCCACAUAACAGUCAACCUAUAGAACUAGUAUAUUCUAAAUACUAACAGUUUCUGUCUUUUUUGCGGACAAGAAAGUAUAAAGUACAAAAGCGUACAACAGGUACAAACAUUUUGUCGUCAGUUUUCUGCAGAGUUGGGGCCCAAGUCCACAUUACCUCACUUUGCAAUAUCGACAUCCAUUUUUAAGAAACAAUGAAUGUGUACAAGACGGGCGAGGAGGUCUUAAAGAUAGCCUUGAGGUUGAGCAGAUGCAGACAUCUUUUAUCAGGGGCACACCUGGGCCCUCUACUCCAGAGGGGCCCCUCACACCUGCAUCUGCCACCAGCUUCAUCCUCCUUGGUGACUGUAACAGGACAUGCCAGCACAGUCAGGUACUACUCACAGGGAGAUCGUUUUGUUGCACCUGCAGGGGAAUCUGUGGAUGUGCAAACUUCCUCUGAGUCCCAGGGGCCCAGACGGACUAAGAAACUUUAUGCCAAAAACGUAUUCUUCGAAAAACUUGACGAGUGUUCCUCUCCGAGUGAUGUGCUGGACCUCCUUGGCAGCAAGCCUGUAACGCAGCGGCGCAUCAGCAACAGCCUACAGCGCAUAUGGAAUUCCAUCAAGAAGCUCUCCGAUGACCAGCGACGCUACGAGCUGAAGCUGAUGUUUGAGCACCCACGCUUUGAAGAGCUGUGCCAUGAUCUGAUUGCGAUGGCCCCGGAGAUGCAGCCUGAGGCCAUGGCCUUCAGUCUGCUCGCCCUCGUCAGGUUGGAUGUCCCUCAACGCAGCAGAGUGGUGCAGACGCUACUCAGAGUCAUCCAGGAAAACCUGAACCACUUUGAUGAGCGGCCCCUUGCCAUUCUUGCUGGAGCUUUGGAACACAUGGAGGAUCUGCCAAAUGUCCAGGCGCUCAAGCAUGGAUUCAGGUUGCACCUGGAAAGAAAUAUGCCCUCUUUUUCCAACAUACUUUCACUUCAGUCCGUCAUGCGUGCAGUGGGGAGGGACAGUUCUAAUGAACUAAAGAAGAAAUUUGAGAUGAGCGCCCUCGGCAUGGCAGACAGCUUCUCACUUCCCAAUUCGCAGUACAUGCUUGCCUCCAUGGCUGCCAUGGGACUUUACUCAAAGCAACUCUUGGAAAUGUGCUGUAAACAGAUCCAGGAAAAUGUGGAGGGGGUUCCAUUCUCCAAGCUGCUGAUGGUCUUGAGGGCAUGCCAGGAUCUGCACUACAGGAACUAUCCCAUGCUGUCAGCCAUCGCUGAGCAUCUAGCCAACAGCUGCUCCAUGUGGAACAACAAACAGAUAAUCCUCCUACUCCUAGCGUUUGAGAGGAUGAACUUCCGCGCUGUAAGCCUGAUGGAUGUGUUUGCGGAGCGCCUCAUCCUCAACUCCAGUGCCCUCACUCUCCCGGACAUCCUCUCUGUCCUUAAGGUCUACGCCCAUCUCAACCAUGACCUGGGGGAUCACAGGCAACCGUUCUUGGACAGCCUGACUGGUGCAGUGGAGUCCUAUCUAGACAAGCUGUACCCUGGGAACCUCCUGAGGGCUGUCCUCUACUUCUGUAUGCUCGGACACUUCCCUCCUCUCCUGCUGGAGAGACUCGUUGAUAGAGACACCCUGGAGCAGCUCUUUAACCCUGGCACUGAUAAAAAGCCAUUCAAAGGCUUGGAGCAGAACCUGCACUGUGUGGACCUCUGCCUGCGUCUGGACCAGAGCUCCGUCCCUCGGCCCCAGCUCCUGGCCUCCAUGCUUGGCGACCUCUCGCCCCCUCCACACCCCCCGAUUCCCAGCACACUGCUCAGCACACUACAAGGCCUGAGAGGAGUGGAGGCGGUACAGCAGGGCUUGGCCGUGGAAAAGGUGUAUCAUGUUGAUUUCCAGAUCACUCUCUCAUCUGGCAGUUCUGAAAUCAGCAAGUCUCCUCAGGACGAUGCUCUUCCUCACACAGUUGCCCUGCUCUGCGCCCCCACCUCUGCCUACUGUUUCGGGUCCAAGCACCUGUGUGGCAGAAUGGCUAUGCAGAUGCGCCACCUCACAGCCCUGGGCUACUCACCCGUGCUGUUGCCAUUGAAAGAGUUCCUCUCUCGGCCAGAGGAGCAGCGGUCUGAGGUGCUGAGGAGACUGCUGUUUCCAGGAGAACCAGAAGGGGGCACCACAUCCACAAUCCAAACCACCGCCACCACACAUCCAGGGGAGCAGUGAAGCUGUGGGGCCCCCGGGCUUUGACUGUGCAGUGUGGGACACCAAGCAUUUGCGAAUGUAAAACUGGUUUUGGUCAGUCUUGGAGGGUUUGGUGUGUCCUUUGUACUUUUCUGGGAUGUCAUCUUCCACACAAAUAGUGGAUUAGACUGUAGAGUGACUCCCGACAUUUUAUGAUGCAACUUCGGAUUCUGUAAGACUGGGCAUGUCAUCUUCCACACACAUAGUGGAGUAAAUGCUUCCUGAUGAAACAUUGUUUUAGAAGCUGUCAGCACUUCUUUUUUUGUUUCUGUUUGUGCCUGUAUUACCUCCAGUCAUGUCACCAACGAGACAUGUACAGUACACACAUUAAGUCUUGAAGACAAACUCUUUAAAAGGGGGAUUUGUUUACUUACAUAUGAUCGCUCCCAUCGUGUCCUUAUGUUUGGAUAAAUAUUACCCCUCACUGUUAUUUUGUCAUUUAAUAUGUCAUUAUUAUUAUUGAGAUUGCAAUUUAAAAUUAUAUAAAAUAUAAGUUACUGGACAAGUUUUCAAAACAA
Messenger RNA from Engraulis encrasicolus (European anchovy), 2903 nucleotides. RefSeq names its product FAST kinase domains 2 (gene fastkd2). Gene Ontology annotation, molecular function: RNA binding. Gene Ontology annotation, biological process: mitochondrial RNA processing; regulation of mitochondrial mRNA stability. Gene Ontology annotation, cellular component: ribonucleoprotein granule; mitochondrial matrix. The transcript has 11 exons. The coding region runs from base 379 to 2367 and encodes 662 amino acids. The record is from RefSeq and is a predicted model, not a curated record. Lineage: Eukaryota; Metazoa; Chordata; Actinopteri; Clupeiformes; Engraulidae.